Panicum hallii is the source of this 1927-nucleotide messenger RNA. RefSeq lists its product as uncharacterized. NCBI's taxonomy places the organism in Eukaryota, Viridiplantae, Streptophyta, Magnoliopsida, Poales, Poaceae. The transcript is spliced from 4 exons. The record is from RefSeq and is a predicted model, not a curated record. Bases 90 to 926 code for a protein of 278 amino acids.
AACAGGAACAGCCACGGCGCCCAGCGCGGGGGCCCUGCUCCUCGCGGCACAGUCGCAGGAGCUCUCCCAUAGGAUGAAGGACGUCUGCCAUGAACCCUUUCUCGAAGGCGUCGAGCCCCACCGCCGCGGCGCGCUGGAAGAGGGAGGGACAGAGAGGGCAAGGAUAUACCUCGUUGCAGGAAGGCAACGCCGGCUUGGUGCAGGGAGGCGGCGGCGGCAGCUUCCUGCAGGAAACGGGGGAGGCGGCCUCAGUACUUGUAGGGAUGGGCGGCCACAGAAGGCCGUGGCUCCUUCCCCGGCCGGAUCUGGAGUCCGGCGAGCAGGGCCAUUGGGCCACUAGAUGGGGGAGGGAAGGGAGGAAAACCGGGAAGGCGCAGGAGGGGAAGGAGAGGGGGAGGACGCACCUUCCCGGCGGCGGGGUAAAGAUUUGCACACAGGUCGGUCAGCAUGCUACGGUUGAAUGGCUGGCAAUGGCAAUCAGCAACAUGACCCAGCCAGCAGAGCUGACAGUGCAACCAAUCAACUACCAUACAGCUGAGCUCGAGCUUCCGUAUGUAUACAAUAGCAAUACUAUAUAUGCCAGUACUCGCAGGGCCUGCAUGCAUUGGCCUACCAUCGAUCAGCAUGCAAGGCAGGUCACCAAAAUGCAGCAAGUUCACAAUGAUCGUCCAUUAUCCAUCCACUUAGGCAGGCAGGCAUGCCCUGCAACUGCCGGACCUUGCCACGUUGAUGCAUGUGAGGAGCAAAUUAUUCCUAUAUAUUACUAUAUUACUAUUACUCGUUCGUUGCCUGCUGCUGCUGCUGGAUACAGGGUGCGUUUGGUUGGACUUUUGCACUUGCUUUUGCUUUUGCAAAAACUAAAAGCUAACCAAAUUAAAGGGUUUAAAGGCUCUAAGUACUUUGUCCAAAAGCAGCUUUCACCUUAGUACAAAUGCAAAAAGCACCUUCCUCCUGCCUUCAGUGGCUUUGGAGGUAACAAAUUACCCACCUACCACUGGUUAUGGAGAAAAACGGUUCGUUCUAUUACCUCACAUCCCCAUCCGCUCGUCAGCCCCCCCCCCAGCCUACCAGGCGCGCUGCUGAUUUGGUUAGUGCGAGAGGAGGAUAGUUACGUUGACAUACAUCAUAAUUUUAUGAGUCAUUUACCUUGUGUAAUUGCUACAGUUCUAUUGAUGUGGACCAUAUAGAUAAAAAAUUUAGAAAAUUUAAUAUUUUUUUAAAAGAUAUAUUUACAUGCGAAAUAGUGAACAUAUUAUGUUUGUACGAGUAUUUUGGUUUAUAUACAGUUCCACAAACCUUCAGGGGUAUUACAGGUAUUUCACCCACAGCACACAGUUUCCCACAGCUCACAGCUGCUCUAAGCAAAUGGUCUUCUGCUUUUCCCACAACAGUUUUUUCACAGCAGCUUUUCCACAGCCCACAGCUCACGACAGCUUUUCCAAAAAUCACAGCCCAACCAAACACACCCAUAGAUAUCAUCAACAGCAGCUUAAUUAUAUAUAUAUAUAUAUAUUCUCCUGCUUUUAUUAAUAUACAAUAGCUGCUAGCUAGUAAUGGUAUGGAUUAGGACGUGAGUGCCGCUAGAUGAAUGAGACCGAUAUAUACACAAUGCAAUUGCACCCAUGCGUAUGUGUACAGUAUUAUAGUAGUAUAUCGGAAGGAAGGAAGGAUUAUAGUAAUCACCGGCACAGGAUAAAGGUAGCGUAAGUGCUCCAAUUAAUAUAAUUAAUUAACAAGCUACUACUAAUCAUGAAAGCCAAUGCAAGGAAUCUCAAUCUAUUGUGUUGUUGCUCUCAUGGAUGGUUGGUUGGUUGGUGCAGCAUCCAGAUAGCACCCCCAGCCGCUACUCUUCUCUCUCUCUCACACACACACACGCAACUCUAAGAUCACAAUGAUCGAGAAACUAUUUGAGGAUGGAAUAAUGGAA